UGGGGAGUCGGCCGCUUGGAAUCUGAGGUUAAUUUGGAUUUAGUUUGCUAGUCGAUGCGCCUGAAUUGAGGAAUUAGAGCCAUGCAAACGCCCUCCGGAAGGGGCCGCUCAGUAUCUUUAUAGAGUUGAUCGGAUGGUGUCUGGUAAUCCACAAUCAUCUUUCGUCGCGAUACAGGACCUACUAAUGAAUACUUUUGAACUCGUACUGCCAGUUUGUGAUCAACUCCAGCAAAACCAUUUGCUAUGACAGCUGUGUUUGCCUGCCUCUGUGACCUUGCCCGAUAAUGCUUUGAUGAUGGUUGAGAUGGUGGAUCCCAAGUGAAUCAGUCCGAACUACACAGAGUCCAGCCAUGUCAGAAGGAAGCCGGGAGAGUUGGAAGCAAUGUUGCAGAGCAACUGCAAAGAGAUUGCCGGUGCUAACUUGGCUUCCCAAGUAUUCUCUGCAGUGGCUACAGCUGGAUUUUAUGGCUGGGCUGACUGUGGGGAUGACUGUGGUGCCACAAGCUCUUGCUUAUGCUGUGGUGGCUGGUCUCCCCAUGGAGUAUGGUCUGUAUUCUUCCUUCAUGGGUUGUUUCAUCUACUGCCUUUUGGGGACCUCCAAAGAUGUAACGCUUGGGCCAACGGCCAUCAUGUCCCUGUUGGUGUCUUCCUAUGCAUUCCAUGAGCCUGCCUUGGCUGUUCUCCUCGCCUUUCUUUCAGGUUGCAUCCAGUUAGCUAUGGGGCUCCUCCAUCUUGGUUUCAUUUUGGACUUUAUCUCGUAUCCUGUCAUUAAAGGAUUUACUUCAGCUGCUGCAGUCAUCAUUGGCUUCAACCAAGUCAAGACACUCCUGGGUCUGCAGAAUAUUCCAAAGCAGUUUAUCCUACAAGUGUAUUAUACCUUCUGCAGAAUUACUGAGACAAGGGCUGGAGAUGCCAUCCUUGGAGUGUUCUGCGUAAUGGUGCUUUUGGUCCUGCAACAAAUGAAAAAAGGAAUCCCCAGGACCCAUCCACUGGAACCCUUGCCUGUCAGAAUCAGUCGAUAUAUAAUUUGGACAACAGCUACCGCCCGUAAUGCUCUUGUGGUUCUCUUUGCUGGCCUUGCGGCUUAUUCUUUCCAUGUGACCGGCUCCCAGCCUUUCAGCCUCACAGGAACGAUUCCCCAGGGACUCCCUCUGUUCCAGUCACCACCUUUCUCCAUCAUCACAUCCAAUCAGACUAUCGGUUUUAAGGAAAUGGUGCAGGCCAUUGGACCUGGCUUGGUGGUGGUGCCCCUCAUGGGACUGCUGGAGACGGUUGCUAUUGCCAAAGCAUUUGCAUCUCAAAAUAAGUACCAGAUUGAUCCCAACCAGGAACUGCUAGCCAUGGGGUUUACCAACCUGCUGGGAUCCUUUGUCUCAUCCUAUCCAGUCACAGGCAGUUUUGGCCGGACAGCAGUGAAUGCUCAGACUGGUGUAUCUACUCCUGCUGGAGGACUAAUCACAGGGGCCUUAGUACUCUUAUCCCUGGCCUACCUUACGUCCCUCUUCUACUACAUUCCCAAGACAGCACUGGCAGCGGUCAUCAUCUGUGCUGUGGCUCCAAUGUUUGAUGCCAGGAUCUUCCGCACAUUAUGGCAGGUUAAAAGGCUAGACCUGGUGCCUCUAAGUGUUACGUUCUUUGUUUGUUUCUGGGAAGUGCAAUAUGGCAUCAUAGCAGGGGUGAUAGUUUCUGGAAUUCUCCUGCUCUACCCCCUUGCCAGGCCUCGAAUAGAGGUUGUAAGGGACAAUGCAAUAAUCAUAAAGCCUGAGAAUGGCCUUCAAUUCCCUGCAACUGACUUCCUCCGGGAUAUCGUACACAAGCAAGCUCUAUCAGAGCCUCAGCAACGUAAAGUCAUCCUGGACUGUAGCCACAUCAGCAGGAUUGAUUAUACUGUGGUACUGGGUCUGUCUGAACUUCUGCAGGAAUUCCACCACCGUGAACUUCAUUUGAUCUUCAUUGGCUUGCAGGCUCACGUGCUUGAAGUCUUGCUGGCUGCUGACCUGAAUGGCUUUCGUAAUUUUUCCACCCUAAAGGAUGCAAAAAGAAGUCUUGGAGACUUGCACGUUGCCUUUGAAGACAUGAUGGAUGACAUACAGACUACAGCUGGGAUGAUCCAGUGAAGGAAUUGAGCUCAUUAAUGACUAUGUCUGUCCAGUGGGAGAACCUCAAACUGGAGGAUAAAGUUUUGGGUCCAUAGAAUGGCAUAGUAGAGUCUUAGCAGAGUCUGCACUCUAUGAUUUAUGGGCAUUAAUACAUAUCUUUGUCAGGAUUAAGAAAUCAUUGGCAUUUUGGAAUCCUCUUAAUAGGAAAAAUGAGGAACUUCAGCUCAACAAAUAAAGAUAAAAACAAAUAAUUGAAAAUCAUUUCAGGAAUCUAGGAAAAACUUGUGAAGUCAGUGUGGGUUAAAUACUUCUAUGACUGUAGCUUAUCACAUUGGUGCCUCUAAUAUAUUUCUGAAAUUAAUGAUAUUAUUAAUGGAACACUAUUCUUCAGAAUUGCACUGUGUAUGGCAAAUUGUUUCCAGCUAUAUACUGUUAUCUCUAAUAUUCAUUUCAGUAAAAAUUGAAAUGUUAGAUCCUUUCUUUUGUGGAGUUUCUAUUAAGCCAGAUUAUUUGUCCUUGUAUAGAUCAACUUAUGUAUCUGAUGCAUUUGAACCACUUUUCUACUUGCCAUUCCAUUUUUUGCAUAGUCGCUGUCAUCCACUUGCGGCAUUCUGAUGUGUCCUGGUUAUUUAUCUGGCUGCUCAGUUGUCAAGAACCUUCACACACCAGCAAGACAUUGAUUAAGUAUCAUUAAGUGUUGACUCUUGGUAUCCAUGUAGACAGGAUUUGUCCAAGAUCUGUGUUCAACCUGGCAUGUCUCCUAAUGGUGCCUUCAUUGCUGUUACAAUCAAGUCCAUUCAGCUUGCUAUUACUUGUCCUCUUCUCUUUCUCUUCCCCCCCCCCCCCCAACAUCUUGAACUUCUCAAGCGAACUGGUUCUUGGUAUAAAUCUGUCCAAAAUACUAUCAUUUGACCCUGGUCAUUUAUACAUUGAGUGAGAACCCUGGAUUAAUUUGUACUAUGACCUAUUUAUCUGUUUUUUUUUUACUAGCCAUCCAUGGUAUUCUUAGAAGUCUUUUUUAGCAUCAAUGUUCAAAAGCAUAAAUGUUCUAUUUUACUUCUUUAAAGUCCAACCUUCAUAGCCAUAGAGUGUCACACUGGUAUUCAAGACUUGUAGAGUUCUGAUAUAGACAUGACAUGGCAUCUAAGCAUUUUUUUCCAAGGCUUUCACUGCUAUCCUGUUGGUAUGUGACUUAUUUUUUGACUGUUGGUUUGUUAACUGUUGAUAGUGUUAAAAGGCAGACAGUAUCCACCUUUUCAGCGUUGUCAAUUCUAACGCUGGUUGUACCUGUUGUCAUUAGCUUUUCUUUAUAUUUAAUUGGCAUCCCAUUUUUUGACAUUGUGCUCUUUGAUUUUCGAUACUAGACCUUGCAUAUCAUUUGCAUUUUCUGCUAUCAGGGUAGUGUCAUUAGCAUACCAUAGAUUAUUGAUGUUUGUUCCUCCAAUUUUAAAGCCAUCCUCUUCUAGCACUGCUCAACUUACUCCUAUAUAUAAUCGCUAUAUAAUCAAGAUAUAGGUUGAAUAAAAUUAGUAGUAUGAUCAGUUUGCUGAACUGGAACAAUGUUUCAUCUGGACUAAUUUGUUAAGGAUUUUACAUGAGGACAAUGAGAUUUUCUGAGAUUCCUAUUUUCCUAAGGACAUUUCACAACUUGACACAGUUGACAUAAUUAAAGGCCUUUCUAGAUUCAAUGAAGCA
Crotalus tigris (Tiger rattlesnake) is the source of this 3794-nucleotide messenger RNA. RefSeq names its product solute carrier family 26 member 11 (gene SLC26A11). Gene Ontology annotation, molecular function: sulfate transmembrane transporter activity. Lineage: Eukaryota; Metazoa; Chordata; Lepidosauria; Squamata; Viperidae. The record is from RefSeq and is a predicted model, not a curated record. Gene Ontology annotation, biological process: transmembrane transport. The transcript has 17 exons. Gene Ontology annotation, cellular component: membrane. Bases 351 to 2117 code for a protein of 588 amino acids.